AUGCCCGGAUUCACCUGCUGCGUCCCCGGCUGUUACAACAACUCGCAUCGGGACAGAGAGCUGCGCUUCUACACCUUCCCAAAGGAUACGGCGCAGAGAGAGAUUUGGCUGAAGAACAUCUCCCGGGCCGGGGUCAGCGGCUGCUUCAGCACCUUCCAGCCCACCACGGGCCAUCGAGUAUGCAGUACUCACUUUGCUGGUGGCAGGAAGACCUAUAGCAUUCGGGUGCCCACCCUGUUCCCGCUGCGCGGUGUGAACGAGAGGAAAAACAAAAGAGGCAGGAGCAAGAAAGUGUCCGCCGUCCUGCCGAUCAUCGUCUCCGGCGCCGACUUUACUCUCAGCGGCGCGACCCCGGAGGAAGACGACAGCGGGGGCACGGUGCUGCCAAAGGGCCAGGAAACGAAGCCCGCCGACUUAACAGCGCAGGGAGACGGUCCGUGCUUAACCAUCGAGGGGUCAAGUUUCGCAGCCCUUGCUGGCUUCACUGCCACGCAGCAGCCGGCGGCGCACAUCGUCCCGUACACCACACCGGACCUCUGCGCGCUGGGCGCCUUGGAUCACCCGUACUCGCUGAACAUUGGCACUACGUCGGCCGAGCUGCUGAAGAAGCUCAACGAACAGCGGGACAUCAUCGCCCUGAUGGAGAUUAAGAUGAAGGAGAUGAAGCACACCAUCCAGCAGUUGAAAAUAGCGGAGGCGAGGCUAAAUGAAGAAGUGCGGGAGAGGGAUCGGAUGCUGUCCGCUGCACUGGUGCGAAAGAAAGUUUGAUCGUUGGAGUACUAAAAUAAAUACGGACAAGACAACAUUUCGUGCUGCAAGGAGGUGUUAAAUCAUUUUGAAGCGAUAUCGGGAGGAUGCUUCUUUUUUUCUACAAAAGCGAUUAUAGCUCGUUCCCCAGUGAAGAACUAGACAGACCUUUAAAUGAUUUUUUUCCUGGCAUCACUAUUUUUUUUUAAAUGAUGUCUAUGUCAAAGUUCAGCAGCGUACCUUGGCAUUAGGCAUGCCUAUGCUUGGCUCUAGUUAUAAUGGAUGAUCCAGGUGAUUUUUCAGCUAUGUGCUUUAAAGGCUUUUUAAGAACCUCCAAGCAGUCUGAUACCAGCAUAUGGCAGGGAAAAUGGGAUUUGGGAGGAAAUUUAUGGAACGUGGGAGGGGGUGAUCCUGUAAAUGUGUGUUUAUUUUGGCUCAUGAAUUGCUGUUUGACAAAAUGCUACAGAUGGAGUGUGCAUUCAUGUAAGCAUCAUAUGAAGUGUUUCAAUUUAGGGAUGAAGCGCUUAGAAAUACAACCACGCAAUUUAAGCUGUUUAGUUAACAAGUGUUUUUAGUAUGCCAGGUGUGUUUUUAUGUUGUGCUUUGAUAUGACUGCAUCGUUUGUUUUGGUUUACGGCAUAACUUUGUAAAGUGAUCCAAAUACAUAUACUUGGUGUCCGAGGGUAUGGUUAGCUAUAGGUCUAAUGAAUUUGUAUUCGUUAUUCCUGUAUGUCAGAAGUAGCCACAACAACCUAAAGUGCGAAUGUUGAGGGAAAAUUUAAAUUUCCUCGGUUAUUGAAAUUGUGGGUUCAUGAAAUGUAUAAAAUGGGCUAUUUUCUCUAUUCCACAGCUAUUAGCCUUUGGUUACGUAUUCAUCAAAGUGGGGGACAUAUUUUACAAACUGUCAGGGUCUAAAUUACACUUGAUCUCAUUUAUACAGUGUAGCCUCCUGAAAAUGAUUAUAUUAUGGCUGUGUGGCACAUGCAUUGAUACCCCUGACCCCAAAUUGAAGAAACUUUGAGAAUAUAUGUUGAGAAUAUAUUCUAAUUACUAAUUGGUCAUACGAAUUAUGGAAUAGGAUUUGUCUGUGCGUUAUGUUUGAUUUUUCUUCCUUGAUUGUAUGCUAAGUAUUAGUAUAUACUCAAGAGACUGAAAACGAUCUACUUUAGAAUAAUUACUUUAAUAUAUAGAAUUCAUUUUCAGGAUGGACUUCCAUUCCAUGUUAGCAAGUUUGGACAUGUUGAGCCGCCACUCUCAGAUGUAUUGUAUUUUUGGGAAUGGAGGAUCGCCCCAUAAUCCAUAAGAGAUAACCUAAGGGAUGUUAAGCUUUGAUUAGUUGGGGAAAAAGGGCAGGGAAUGGUAAGUGGUUGGAUUGUAUUGGCAAUCAUAUGGGGUCCGGGAAAUAUUACACAGAAAAUAUCCAGAUUUUGUUAUAACCAAUUAUAGUGACUAUGAGCUGACAUUAUAUGUGGCAAAUAAUGUCAAUGGAAACAUCUACCUACAAGAAUAAAUAUCGUCCAAGGAAAUGUAUUUUGUUUUUCGUUGUCUUGUAAAUAAAGAUUUUUUUUUUUUUUACUAUUGAUAGCCUGCUUGUUUUACAUUGUCAAAAGUUAUGGGGAAAUAAACUGGGCAUAUCUUUC
Brienomyrus brachyistius is the source of this 2387-nucleotide messenger RNA. RefSeq names its product THAP domain-containing protein 11-like. Lineage: Eukaryota; Metazoa; Chordata; Actinopteri; Osteoglossiformes; Mormyridae. The transcript has a single exon. Bases 1 to 768 code for a protein of 255 amino acids. The record is from RefSeq and is a predicted model, not a curated record. Gene Ontology annotation, cellular component: nucleoplasm. Gene Ontology annotation, molecular function: RNA polymerase II cis-regulatory region sequence-specific DNA binding. Gene Ontology annotation, biological process: regulation of transcription by RNA polymerase II.